This is a messenger RNA of Saccostrea cuccullata (small rock oyster), 2651 nucleotides long. RefSeq lists its product as uncharacterized. Bases 123 to 2072 code for a protein of 649 amino acids. The record is from RefSeq and is a predicted model, not a curated record. The transcript is spliced from 2 exons. NCBI's taxonomy places the organism in Eukaryota, Metazoa, Mollusca, Bivalvia, Ostreida, Ostreidae.
GUACACAGAAUUCCCCGUUUGUACAUUUGACGCCAUUUUCACUGCAUCCAAACAUGUCACAAUAGGCGCGGAUACCCGACAGUGAGUUGUUUGAGUUUGCGAUGUGACAGUGUACUAGAACCAUGAGGAAGUUCGUCAACCGGUGCUUUUCUUCUCUUGUUCUUCUUUGUCUUCCGUCGUUACUAGUGAGCAUCCAAAGUAGAAAACCAAACUGUACGUUUCCGGAUUUUCUGGAAAGGGAUAAGCUAUGGCGCAGUGGAACGGAACUUCACGAUUCCGAAACUAUGUACUUUAAUGGAGAUUAUAUCGAUAUAAGGCAAAAUGACCUACGCUUUGAAAAGAGAUGUCAUGAGAUGAUUAACCGUGAAAAAGGGAUUUACCUAGUGGCCCACCUUCCUAAACAAGAUGGUAUAAAUGUUCGGACUUCAUAUUCUUGUAUUCAGUUUCUUAAAAGAUCGGACUCGGUAGUUCAGAUAAGAGAAUCUAACCCAUCGGAAUUUACGCUUUCAAUUUGUAAUGAGCAAAACAUGAUACUGAAAAAUCGUCCCAUUAUCAAGUUUCCUUUAGAGGACAACCCGUCUAUAAAAUGUCCUUUUUCUGGAGGAUAUAAUUUAAAGAUCACUUACAAGAUGGAAUUAAAGUGUGGAUUUUCUGUUAUUCGUCCUCGAAUGGAAAGCGAAUGCGAGGAUGGCGACGGGGUGACUCUGGAUUUUAGAAUAAGUGAGUGUAAGUUGGAUGAUGUUCACGGACUGAAAGAGAAACUAAGAUGUUUGGCAUCAUGGACUGAUAAAUCAGCGGAAAAUAAUUACACCUUUGUGGUUUUAGCAAAUGAUCAAAGGUUCCCAUUGUGUAUGAGAUUUGAAGGAAAUUUGUCGGAUUUGAAAAGAGCCACCAUUUUCCGUGACGGUAAAUGUGUUGUCAAUGACAGAGAUAGCUACUCGCAGACGAUAGAAAGGGUGAAUUUAGAGUUCGAAAAGAUGGUAGUUUCAAAUCUCUGCGAAAACGAGUUUGACUAUUGCGCACAAGAAUUUGCUUGCCCCAGGUAUCAGAAAUAUUGUCACAAGUCAUGUCGAGGCUGCCAACCUGAAACAAACGUCUGUUCGUUUCCAGAGGAUUUGAAAGGGGCUUGGCACACCGAUUUGAAAUCAAAGCCAAUUGUCAUGAAUAUUUCUACAUAUAACUUGCAUUUGCCAGGUGAUGGUAAUUUCAAGUGCGUUGGGAGAGCCAACUCCACAAAAGAAAGUGUCUACAGGUUAGCUUUGCUCCAUAUUUUUGAAAAUGGUUGUUUUCCUAGAAUGACAUGUUUUGAAUAUGAAAAGACAUCGAAAAUGACGCUACAGUACAAAUUUGGAACUAGAGUUGAAUGGCCACAGUUUCCGUUGGAUAAGAUGAUCCAUAGAACUUGCUUGAACAACCAGUUGAGGAAGCCAUUUUCAGUGGCGGUAAAUGGAGCCCAAAUCUAUACCACCAGUUGCAACCUGCCCAGUGACUUCGGAUUCAAGUCUGGUCAUAUCUAUCUUCGGGAUUCUAAUUCCAGGGAUUACUGCAUUGCAUACUACGAAUAUGGUUUAAGUGGCAAAUUCAAUAUGGUGGAUAUAAACAAAACAGAACCAGUGAACAAGGAACACAUGUGUCUGUCUUCUGAACAAUUCAAAGAUGGCAGCAUUCUAGUUGUGACGGCAUCGUUUUCUGAUCGUUCUUACAACUGUUGGGCAUUCAUGGGAAAGGGACACAAGCGGAGAAUAAUUCAACUCAGUCUUGAGGACUGUAACGAAGGCAGUCUUAAUUCACUAAUUGAUGGUAAAUAUACACCUAUUAAUUCAUUCAUUGUGUUAGAAGAACCUAAGAAUGUAUGUACCUUAAUGAUUGACAUUGCGACAGAACCCGGACCAUAUCGCACUCCUUCGGUUUCAAACUCGCCUUCGCCCUCAAAGCAGACGACACCACCCAUCUACAGGACGCCAUCGCAGCCCGGGUCAAUUUUAGCAAAUGAUCCCGACAGUGGUUCCGGGGCACAUUCUGGCACACUUCUUUUGUUGCUGUCCUCUUUUGUUUUUUGUACGUGUCUUUGAUUUGUAUAAUUAUAUGCUAAAAUUGCUCAAAUGCUGGAGACCAAAGUUAAAGGCACCAUUAUUGUCAAAAGACUGAAAAAAAAUGUCUUAAAAGAAAAGAUGAUUUUCAAUUGAAAGGUCUUGAAUUAUUACAAUAAUUCCCCUAGAAAAGUAAGAAGCCAGAGUGAUUGUUAAAAGAAGGAUUACAGCCACCAUGCAUGUCAGAUAGAAUAAUCUUAAGUUGAGUUUGGUUUAAGAAAGUUUCGGACUAAAGUGCGCAGGCGCAGAGAGGAAAAAUGGCUUUGCAAUAUCGAACCCUGCGACUAAUUAUAUCAGUUUGUUUACACUUCUAUAUAGUUUAUGGGGGAGUAAAAAAGUAAUUGCCUGUGAUAUACUGUACAAAAGGAUAUUGAUAUGUAUUUUAAAGAAGAGCUGAGUUUUAUGCUUGGCGUAAAAAAGGCCAUGUACUAUUGUGUAUACAGUGACAAUGCCUUUAUUCUAUUGCAUGCACAGAGCUACAUUAAAGUCGAGGAACAAAUAAGAGCUGGGCUGUUCGGACGAUUCAGAGAAUCGUACCUAAAAAUAAAAAUUUGCCUUUUA